Triticum dicoccoides is the source of this 759-nucleotide messenger RNA. RefSeq names its product disease resistance protein Pik-2-like. Lineage: Eukaryota; Viridiplantae; Streptophyta; Magnoliopsida; Poales; Poaceae. The record is from RefSeq and is a predicted model, not a curated record. Gene Ontology annotation, molecular function: ADP binding. The annotation marks the transcript as partial. The transcript has a single exon.
AUGGAGGCGGCGCUGGUGAGUGUGGCGACGGGGGCCCUGAAACCUGUCAUCGGGAAGCUGGCAACUCUGCUCGGUAACGAGUACAAGCGUUUCAAAGGUGUGCGCAAAGAGAUCGGGUCCCUCUCACAUGAGCUCAAGGCCAUGGAGGCUUUUCUCCUGCAGAUGUCAGAGGAGGAGGACCCUAGUGUGCAGGAUAAGGAGUGGAUGAAUGAGGUGCGGAAGGUCUCCUAUGGCAUGGAGGACUGCAUCGAUGACUUCAUGGAACAUCUCGGUGACAAGGACACUAAGCCGGAUGGCUUCAUGGACAAGAUCAAGCACUCACUCGGGAAGUUUCGGAAGAUGAAGAAUCGUCAUCGGAUUGGCAAUGAAAUCCAAGAUCUGAAGAAACAAAUCGUGGAGGUGGGUGAGAAAAAUGAAAGGUACAAGACUCGUCAGCCCUUCUCCAACAACAAAAAUGCAGCUGUUGACCCUAGAGCCCUUGCUAUCUUUGAACAUGCCUCAAAGCUUGUUGGAAUUGAUGAGCCAAAAGGCGAGGUAAUCAAAUUGUUGACCGAUGAGGAUGGAGUUGUGCAAACCCAGCGGGCACUGAAGGUGGUCUCCGUCGCUGGAUCUGAAGGAAUGGGCAAGACUACUCUUGCGAACCAAGUGUAUCAAGAGCUCAAAGGGCAGUUCAAGUGUCGGGCUUUCGUAUCAGUGUCACGAAACCCGGACAUGAUGAAUAUCUUGAGAACCAUUCUCAGCGAAGUUAGUAAUAAGGAU